GAAGGAGCGCACAAAUUGGAUGGCCAAUUUCCUCUGUCUCUCAUGAUUUUGUCAACCUAAAACGAAGUUAAUUUGCAUGCUGAUCUAUCAAGACCCUUUGAGUGAUGGCAACUUCAACCUCAUUUAAUAGUUCAGACUUUCCCAGUUCAACAGAGAGAAUCAUGUCAUCUGCCUCUGCCCGGUCAAGACCUGCUGCAAACACAAGUGACAGUUUCUCUGACCAGGAGGGAGUUGCCUCUUCCACCUCUGUUUGGUCAAGACCUACUGCAGACACCAGUGACAGUUUCUCAGACAGAGGAAGACACGCGACUUCAUCAUCAGCUUGGUCACAGCCAGCAGACACCAGCGACAGCCUUUCUGACAGAGAUGUCUCAGUCAAGAGGGCAAAGAAAAAUGUGCAGUUCUCAGAUGUGGAGGAAGAGGCUCAGAUCUUCAUGAGUGCAGUCUGGAGUGGUGGUAAACUAGGAGUUGCCUACUAUAACUUAGACACUACGCUAAUGUACAUGAUGCUGGAUACAGAAGAAACAGACGACUUUCAGUUAUUACACAGAGUCAAAUAUCAAAUCCAGCCCAGUUGUAUUAUCGUCAGCUCCAAGCAGGAUGAGCGUUUUCUGAAGGCACUCAAAGAUAUUGAACAAGAUAACAUCUCAACAAGUGAUGUUGCAAGUGUGUGUGAAUUCAUACAACUCUUACCAAGCAUGGACUUCAAUAUUGAUGUUUGCAAACGGAGAAUCCUGUCGAUGGGCCUUCCGUCCAUUCCUAGUCACUAUACAGAAUCUGAGCGGACGCUUCAUCUCUCCUCAUUGAUCCCAUUAGAAAAUGUCAACAUGGUUCGAGCGAUUGGAGCAUUGUUGAAGUACUUGGAUAAAAAGAGAGUCGGAAUUGAAUUGGAGGACGCAAAUGCUUGCAUUCCUAUACUGGGGCUUCAGGUCUUCUCCUGGCAAGAUAUUGUAAUUAUGGAUGAAAAUUCCUUCAGCGCUCUCCAGAUCUUUCAAAGGGAAGUUCAUCCAUCUGUUUAUAAAUCAAACACCAGCAACAGCUCAAAAGAGGGACUCAGCCUGUUUGGAAUCAUGAACAGGUGCAAGUCUGUCAUCGGAAGCAAGAUGAUGAAGUUGUGGUUCAUGCGGCCAAUCAGGAACCCUGUGUUGCUAGCAGAGAGAUUGGAUGCCGUGGAAUUCUUUGCCAACUCUCGUAACAUUGAGAUGACCAACUCGCUGCAUAACUGUCUCAAACACAUCAAGAAUGUACCAAGGAUCCUUACUCGGAUGAGGAAGGCCCAGGCAUCAGUUGGAGACUGGCAGGCACUUUACAAGACUGCGUACAAUGCUGUUUACAUUGGAGACAUAGCUAGGGCACAGCCAAAUGGAGUUGCCAUUUUCAAGAAGAUAGCUGAUGCAUUCACAGAAGAUCUAAACAAGAUUGCAUCGUUGAUCAACAAAAUAGUGGAUUUUGAAGAAUCUGCUAUGCAAAACCGAUUUGUCGUCAAGCCUAAUGUUGACCCAGAGUUAGACCAGAAAAAGCGUACAUACAAUGGUUUGCCCGAUUUCAUGACUCAGGUCGCCAAGUCAGAACUGGAAAAGCUCAGUGAUGAUGUUGAGGAAUGUAACGUGAUCUACCUUCCCCAGCUUGGUUAUCUUCUUGUCAUCCCCAAACCAGAUCAUUAUCAGACGGAUGAAGAUCUCAAGAUUCCUGGCUUAAAUUUCAUGUUCCUCUCCAACAAUGUCUGCCAUUACAAGAGUGAAAGUACAAAAGAACUUGACACACUACUGGGAGAUACACAGUGUGACAUCACAGAUCAAGAAACUAGUAUCAUGCAUCAACUGCAAGACACCAUUCUGGAAUAUUCCACGGUGUUCCUGAGUGUCAUGGACUAUGCUGCACAGUUGGACUGCCUCCUGUCUCUUGCCACAUGUGCCAAAGAAUUCAACUACGUCAGACCAGAAUUUACGCAAGACGACUCGCUAGAAAUCAAGGGAGGAAGGCAUCCCCUCCAAGAGCUAUGCUGUAGUCCAUUUGUACCAAACGAUACGAUGAGUGGUGUGGAUCAUGGCAAAAUGAAGGUUUUGACAGGGCCUAAUGCAAGCGGCAAGAGUGUCUACCUCAAACAGGUGGCAUUAAUUGUCUACCUGGCACAUAUUGGCAGUUAUGUUCCUGCAGAAUCGGCUAAAAUUGGCCUGAUUGACCAGAUCUUCACCCGAAUACGCACCAUGGAGAGUGUCUCUGUGGGAUUGUCAACAUUCAUGAUUGAUCUAAAUCAGGUGUCUACUGCAUUGCGUUGUGCAACCAAGAACUCUCUGGUGAUUUUGGAUGAGUUUGGAAAGGGAACAGAGGCGGUUGAUGGUUUGGCGCUGAUGGCUGCAUGCCUGCGUCAUUGGUUACAGGAUGGAGUGGGUUGCCCUCACACAUUUGUCUCCACUCAUUUCCAUGGCCUUGUGCAGCAGCAGCUUUUGCCGAGGAGUGAUCAAGUCAGAUACCAGAUGAUGGAAGUGUUACAAGACCACGAUGACCUUGUUUUCCUCUACCAGCUCAUCACUGGACAUGCUAACUUCAGUUAUGCUUCACAUGUUGCUGCAGAGGCUGGUCUGCCGAAAGAAAUAAUCUGCAGAGGAAAAGAGGUGUCCAAACUGAUGAGACGUGGGAAAGCUGUCAAUCGAGUGGACAGUGCCAGCACUGAAACACAGUUUAAGAGGUGCUCAGCUAUUACAACUAGAUUCAUGGAGUUGGACCUUGAAAAGGAUGAUCUUUACAGUUUCCUCAAUGACUUUGUUCUUCCAACAAGCCAAGGAAUCGUGUGAUUUCUCAAUGCCAUGAUGAAAUAGAUUGCGUCAGUGAUGGUGUGAAUUCAGUCAGAAUAUUAAAAUGAUCAGCUGAAAGAAAAGUCACCUCACAAAUGAACUGCUCAUUUGCCUCAAUCAAGUGAUCUACAUGCAAAUGUGGUCUGAAUGGAAAGUCAAAUAUGAAAGUAACUGGAGUAUCCCAACUUUGAUGAUACAGCCUGUUGAUAGGAAUUACAUGUAGAACUGCAGCAGUUGCAUUGUAAAUAUGUUUUUGAUUCAGCUGAGCUUCAAGUAGGAUUUAGCUCUGGAGAUUGGUUACCAGGUAAUCAAAUAUUCUGGCCAAUCUGUUUAGAAUGUUACAUGUACAGUGUGAUAAAGACAUGUAGUGGUGAUCCUGAUGGUUUUGUGUUCUCGAACAACAUCCUGUAAACAUCAUCCUUCACCUAAGAAUGUACUUCUGGUGUUAUGACCAUU
This is a messenger RNA of Lineus longissimus, 3251 nucleotides long. RefSeq names its product mutS protein homolog 5-like. Gene Ontology annotation, biological process: chiasma assembly; mismatch repair. NCBI's taxonomy places the organism in Eukaryota, Metazoa, Nemertea, Pilidiophora, Heteronemertea, Lineidae. Gene Ontology annotation, cellular component: nucleus. Gene Ontology annotation, molecular function: ATP-dependent DNA damage sensor activity; ATP binding; mismatched DNA binding. The coding region runs from base 105 to 2795 and encodes 896 amino acids. The record is from RefSeq and is a predicted model, not a curated record. The transcript has 24 exons.